This is a messenger RNA of Babesia ovata, 1629 nucleotides long. RefSeq names its product Ribosome-binding protein 1, putative. Bases 1 to 1629 code for a protein of 542 amino acids. The transcript has a single exon. Lineage: Eukaryota; Apicomplexa; Aconoidasida; Piroplasmida; Babesiidae. The record is from RefSeq and is a predicted model, not a curated record.
AUGGCGGCUCCAAUUAAGCUUGGAACACUCAAGGAGUGUCUCCAGUUCCUGCAGUGGUUGAAUAAAAAUACUGAUAUGCAGGAUAAGGUGGCCAGUGAGCUGGAAAAACUUCUUAAAGGCAAAUAUAAAACUGUUAGUCAAUCGCAUAUUGCAAACGCACUCUCCACCUUCCUUGGCAACGUGUCCAAGUUUCAUACGAAAUUGUGCAAGAAUGCUAAUGCCGUUAAUAAUGGCAAACAAGAUCCUACCGCCGUACUAAAUGCUCUUUUAGAAUGCAUUCCCAAGUUCCUAGCCGUGAUGUACUUUCUGCGCUACCAGGUGGACGAUAAGUUCAGUGCAGUGGGUGGAGGGGGGUGGCAGAAUUACCGGCCUGGUGGAGGUAUACUACGUGGCGGUGACUUAGAUAAAUAUCUCUAUGCGCAGCCGCACCAAAAUAACUAUGGCGUAAUCCCUGGAGGAUUCGGUAGACAAGAGUUGAAGCCUGGUUACCGCCAGGGUUCUUUUAUGGCGGGUGACCUUCAAAAUAUUGUUGACAAAAAAGACGGUGCGAAUGUACAAAAUUAUUUCUUCGACGUUUUUGCCACUUCAGUGCUCGGACAACAUGGCACCCAGGACUCAAAUACAGCCAACGCCCUGGCGUUGGUGAGAACGUUUUGUGGAAUAGUGGUAAACGAGCAGUACAAUGAUAAGGGAGGAGAGUUAUUAAGAAGAUUGAAUGAGCAUUUCAAAGACAAUCAAAAUCGCAUUUGUUGGAAUAAUUUAAAAGAACAUUGCGCUAAGCUUCAAGAACAAUUUCGGAGGAUUUUCGCCGACCACCGCUUUUCCUUUACUGGCUUCGGCCGGAAACAUGAAGAGCUUAAGAAAGAAGAGUUUGCAGAUUACACGGCACAGUGGUUGAGAGGUAAUUUGGCGACCGUGAAGGAUAAAUUAACGAAAAUUGAUACGACAAACAAGUCCCCCGGAAAGAAAUCAGCCGCUGAGCUUACAGACUAUUUCACUAGAAAUCUCUUCCCAUACGGAUUCACGUUUUAUCAUAAUGAUUAUAGUAAGCGGGGAGCCCCGUAUGAAGAUUUGAAAAAAGAUUGGGAUGCUGUAAUUGAUGAUUUUAAGAGGCCCAGUGGCGGUUUAGAUCAGCUUAAAACAAUUUUGGAAGGUCAGCAGUGUCCACCGAAGAAGCAAGAGGAUGAAGAGCCUGAAAAUAAAGCUGAGGGAGCACAGAAUCAGGGUAAGAAAGCGGAUGGAACUCCAAAGCAGAAUAAUGGUCAAAGUGAAGAAAAGUCUCCAGCUUCAACAGUUGUAAAGGCCACUGUUCCACCUCCAUCUCCCGGUGAUCCAGGAGUUCAAGGCCCGGCAGGGUCUCCUGGUCCAGGGGGUCCGGGUCAGGGUUCGCCGGGCAAUGCUUCUCCAGGUCCACAGCCUGUUGAUCCUCCAGCCCCUACGCUUACUCAGCCUCCAACUGUUACAGGGUCACGCUCUGAGUCAACUGGUGGUCAGAGGACUGCUCCACAUGGUGGUAAACCAACAAGUCAUGGCGUCGAUGAAACUUCAAGUAGCGGCGCUACUGCGCCGGAUGGCACGGCGUCUGGUGGAGGUGGGAGUAGAUACGCAUACUACAUUGAGCUGUGUUAA